UGAAUGAAUGAAUGGAGGUCGACUCCGCCUCUUUUCUUUGGAGUGACCUGAAUGGCUAACCGGCCUCCAGAUUAUUUGCAUGCCUCUCGGUGAUAGGUUGGGUAGGCUGGCGUGUCGGCGCGCAGAUUUAAAUUUGAAUUAUCCAGGAAGUUGUGUUUUGUUCGCGUUCGGGCCAAAUCAUGGCGGAGCUCGCAGAUUUGAACCCGAAGCAAAUGGAAGAGUACCGCAGAUGCGUGUCCCAAGCCAAGCAGGAAGCCAGAAAUGGGAACUUGGAAGCAUCUCUCCAAUUGUUCCAACAGGCUCUUAAAAUCCAUUUCAGCGAAAAGCUGACCGCAAACAUUAAAAAGUUGGAGGAAGCCCUCGCUUCUCUGGCUGUGGAGGAGGAGGAGGACAACAACUUUGUGGAUGUGUGUCAGUGCGGACUCAUGCUGUACGGGGAAAUGCACGAUAAGCUUUUUGACUAUCAGAGAGAAGGGGUUGCUUUUCUGUACAAGUUAUAUCGAGACAGAAGGAAGGGCGGCAUCCUGGCAGAUGACAUGGGACUCGGGAAGACCAUUCAGAUCAUCGCUUUCCUCUCUGGGAUGUUUGAUGCAGAACUCGUCCGUUCCGUGUUGCUGAUUCUCCCAGCCACCCUUCUUAACAACUGGGUGAAAGAGUUUGCCAAGUGGACGCCAGGCCUGCGAGUGAAAGUUUUCCACGGGACCAACAAAGCUGAACGUAACAGGUAUCUGGAGCGUAUCCAGAGUAGAAAGGGCAUCUUGCUCACAACCUACCAGGUGGUCCUCAACAACUGGCAGCAGCUUUCUAGCUUUGGUGGGGAAGAGUUUGUUUGGGACUAUAUCAUUCUGGAUGAAGCCCAUAAAAUCAAAACUCCGUCUGCCAAAACAACAAAAUCUGUGCAUGCCAUUCCUUCCAAAAACCGCAUCCUUCUCACAGGAACUCCGGUCCAAAACAACCUCAAAGAACUUUGGGCUCUUUUCGAUUUUGCUUGUCAAGGGUCACUGUUGGGUACCGUCAAAACCUUUCGGAUGGAAUAUGAGAACCCUAUCACAAGAGCUAGGGCAAAAGACGCCACUCCUGGAGAGAAAGCUCUGGGGCUUAAAAUCUCAGAAAACCUGAUGUCCAUCAUAAAGCCAUAUUUUCUGAGGCGGACUAAAGAUGAACUCCAGAAGAAGAAGAAGAAGCUUGAGCUUCCAAACCAUCUCCCUGAAAACCAAAGUAAAGAUGUUGCUCCUGUCAUGCCUUCCCUUCCUCGAAAGAACGAGUUCAUUGUAUGGGUGUUCUUAGCACCUGUACAAGAGGAAAUAUAUAGAAAUUUUAUAUCCUUGGAUCAUAUCAAGGACCUGUUGUUGUCCACAAGGUCCCCACUGGCUGAACUGAAUAUCCUGAAGAAACUCUGUGAUCACCCAAGGCUCUUGUCAAAUCGAGCAUGUAGACAACUAGGGCUGGAAGCAUCCAAUUAUAGCGAAGAAGAAGUUGGUGAAGAUGAACCUAGACAUGAGCUCCCAGACAUGAAGAGGAGUAUUGAGCAUGUUUCUGAUGAGAUGCUGAUUCAGGAGUCUGGAAAGUUGAGCGUCCUUGUGGCACUGCUGGAAAGACUGCAAUAUGAGGGACAUAGAACUCUGGUAUUCUCCCUAUCGCGAAAAAUGUUGGACAUUAUAGAGCAGGUCUUAACUCACAGGGGCUUUAAGCUCAUGCGCAUUGAUGGGACAGUGACCCAGUUGGCAGAAAGAGAGAAGAGAAUUGGCAUGUUUCAGAAAGGUGCAGACUACUCUGUCUUUUUGCUUACUACUCAAGUUGGUGGGAUUGGUUUAACCUUAACAGCUGCUAGCCGGGUGGUGAUUUUUGAUCCUAGCUGGAAUCCAGCGACAGAUGCCCAAGCUGUGGACCGAGCUUACAGGAUUGGCCAAAAAGAGAAUGUCAUAAUCUACCGGCUGAUUACCUGUGGGACAGUUGAAGAGAAGAUCUAUAGAAGACAAGUCUUCAAGGAUUCCUUAAUACGUCAAAGCACGGGUGAUAAGAAAAAUCCCUAUCGCUACUUUACUAUGCAAGAGCUAAAAGAAUUGUUCAUAUUGGAAGACACGCGAAGCUCGGCCACACAGCUACAAUUGCAGUCCUUACAUGCCACCCAAAGAAAAACAGACACAGAGUUGGAUGAACACAUUGCAUACCUCUACACGCUGGAUAUAUUUGGCAUUUCUGACCAUGAUUUGAUGUACACACGGGAUACAGCACAUGAUGAUGAAGCCGAAAAUGAAGAAGCCCACAGGUACAUUGAACACAGAGUCCAAAAAGCCCAAGAGUUGGUACAACUAGAAUCUCAGUUGAAUGACCAGCAUAUGAGGAAUAUUGGAAACAUGACUGAAGGAGCAUGGCUGAGAGAUAUAGACUCAUCCACCCAGCCAAAAACAAAACCAUCUAAGUCUUCACCAGGUGACACUCUUGGGCCAUCCACGUCCGAAAGGACAAUCCCAACAGUUGUGGAAUCACCCACUCCAUCCACAAAGGAAUCGCCAACUCCUUCUCCAAGUCCUGUGGUUACCCCACCUAUAUUUAUUAGUCCUGUCGUCACUAAUGAAGUUAUUGAUCUGGUAAGCGAUGAUGACAAUGAUGCUGUUAGUGAUAUGGUCAAUUUGAGCUCUAAAAUGACCAGUCUGGUUGUUGAAGACAUGAAUGAUGAGCAAAUGCUUCAGAUUAUUUCUAAUGCUUUGCCUUCUGAGGAGAAAGAACACCAAUUUCCCAGCUUCCAAGUGUGUGACCUAAAUCCCGGGACAACACUUGUGUCCCCUUUUCAGACUCAUUCAGUAUCUAUCAAGGAGGACUACAGUCCUGAAUCCAGUGCAAUCUCCGAACUGCCUGCCAAGGAUAUGGACGAUGAGGAAAUGCUUUCCCAUACAACCAAUAUGGAUGUUCUGCAUUUCAAAAACAAAGAAUAUCAACAAACCAGACUGCAAACGGAUGACCAAAAUGAGAGUCUGAAUGUUGUAUCUUCUCUUCCCCAAGCUACUUCAUCAUUGAUCGAAGGCAGUGUCAACUCAGAAUCCAAAAUGAUCUCUUGCGAUCCAUCUCCAGAAGCAAGACGUGAGCUUAAAGAUGUCCAGAUGAAACUGUUGCAGGAAUCAGUUGUGUAUCCUUCUGAUGAUGGCAUGCACCGAACUGAGACUGACAUGUCACUUGAUGUUCUUCAUGGAGAUCCCUGCGAAAUUAAUGAAGUAGAUGCUGUGGCACCACAUCAGGCCCUGGUUAGUAAAAUGACAGAAAGCAUCACGCUGCAGAACUCUGGCACGAGAGAAACAGAGCAGUUCAAGUGUCCUGAUAUUUCCUCUCACUAUCAGCAGAUGAGAAAUAUCAUAAACACGACAGAAGGUUCAUGGCUGAGAGAUACAGACUCAUCCAACCAGUCAAAAACAAAACCAUCUAAGACUUCAUCAGGUGACACUCUUGGGCCAUCCACAUCCGAAAGGACAAUCCCAACAGUUGUGGAAUCACCCGCUCCAUCCACAAAGAAAUCGCCAACUCCUCCUCCAAGUCCUGUGGUUACCCCACCUGUAUUUAUUAGUCCUGUCAUCACUAAUGAAGCUAUUGAUCUGGUAAGCGAUGACAAUGAUGGUGUUAGUGAUAUGGUCAGUUUGAGCUCUAAAAUGACCAGUCUGGUUGUUGAAGACGUGAAUGAUGAGCAAAUGCUUCAGAUUAUUUCUAAUACGGAAGAUGCUUUGCCUUCUGAGGAGAAAGAACACCAAUUUCCCAGCUUCCAAGUGUGUGACCUAAAUCCCGGGACAACACUUGUGUCCCCUUUUCAGACUCAUUCAGUAUCUAUCAAGGAGGACUACAGUCCUGAAUCCAGAGCAAUCUCUGAACUGCCUGCCAAGGAUACGGACAAUGAGCAAAUGCUUUCCCAUACAACCAAUAUGGAUGUUCUGCAUUUCAAAAACAAAGAAUAUCAACGAACCGGACUGCAAACAGAUGACCAAAAUGAGAGUCUAAAUGUUGUAUCUUCUCUUCCCCAAGCUACUUCAUCAUCGAUUGAAGGCAAUGUCAACUCAGAAUCCAAAAUGAUCUCUUGUGAUCCAUUUCCAGAUGCAAGAAGUAAGCUUAAAGAUGUCCAGAUGAAACUGUUUCAGGAGUCAGUUUCAUAUCCUUCUAAGGAUGGCAUACACCAAACUGAGGCUGACAUGUCACUUGAUGUUCUUCCAAUCUCUCAUGGAAAUGCUUGCGAAAUUAAUGAAGCAGAUACUGUGGCACCACAUCAGGCCCUGGUUAGUAAAACAACAGAAAGCAGUGCACUGCAGAUCUCUGGCACGAGAGAAACGGCGCAGUUCAAGUCUCCUGAUAUUCCCUUUCUCUAUCAGGUCAAUUUCAACCUUGCCUUUGAGGAUUCUGAGCAUGGUCCACAAACUAUCUCAGAAAAGGACACGUCAUUAGAGGAGACAGCAAAUGAAGGAUUCCAGCUAAAGUUGGAUAGUUAUUGUAGCUCUGCAACUGAAUCAGUUGGGAAAGAACAUAGGAAUCACAGAAGCCUCCAGACUAGCAAUGGUGUGGAGAGCUCUGUAGUCAUGGACGAUUCCAAUGGUCCAUGUGAUAGUGGAGACAGUUUUGGGCUGGGGAAAAAGAAGCGUCCUGCAAUGAUUGUUUCAGAUGAGGAAGAAGAAAAUGAUGAAUUAAUAGAUGAACUGGAUGAGGACAAGCCAGAUGGAAUUUGUAUGUCUACACCAAAGACCGACAGGCCAGUGGCUGCAAUUUGUUUUUCUCCAAGGGUCAAAUUGAGUGGAAGAAGAUCAACGGCUUCUCGUCGAUCCUUCUUAGAUAUGGUCUUGGAAGAAGUGGAGGAUGCAGCCAGAGAAGCAGGAACUGUCAGCAAUGUAUCUAAUGAUAGGUCUGUUCAGCAGGAGUAUGAAGAAGAGCUAACCCAAAAUUACACUGAGCAAACGUCAGCGGAAUUGGAAGAGGAGCCAUCGGGAGAAACCCUGGAUUCUGAGAGUGAAUUUAGCCAUUUUUAUGAUGCAGACUCUUCAAGAGGAGAAUCUUUCUCUGAAGUCGCAAUAUAGGGGGAAUCUAAUCCUUCCCUAACCCUUGGGUUACUGUGCUUGAGUUGAAUCUUUGCUCUGAAGACUUGUUCCUACUGUUGGACUUUAUUUUGGAAAGCCAGCUGCUGAAAAUUAAAUAUACAGUAUAUUUGGGUCUGUCUUAGUUCUUUUAGUUCCUUAUUAUGCUUUGCUGCCUUUCAUUUCAAAAGGAGUUCAAUUUUUAUCCAUCACUUCCUCUUGGGUACGGCCAACGUGCUAUAUUUUAGAGACUUAAUUCUCCUUGAGGUAGCUAAUCUUUGAUUGGGCUGUGUCACUUGAGACUUAUUGCAAUGAUGAGGCAUGGGUCUCCAAUCAAUCAAUCAAUCCCAGUGAUGAAAGACUGACAUACCAGAGAAGGCUUGAAUAACAUCUAGCAAUGACAAUUUCACACAUAAUGACUUUUAGCACAUGGAAAAUGCUUAGACCAGUGUUUUCCAAACUUGUCAACUUUAAGAUGUGUGGAUGUUAAGUCCCAGAAUUCUUCACCCAUCUUGACUG
Messenger RNA from Notechis scutatus (mainland tiger snake), 5561 nucleotides. RefSeq lists its product as uncharacterized. Gene Ontology annotation, molecular function: ATP binding; DNA translocase activity. Lineage: Eukaryota; Metazoa; Chordata; Lepidosauria; Squamata; Elapidae. The record is from RefSeq and is a predicted model, not a curated record.